Messenger RNA from Acomys russatus (golden spiny mouse), 249 nucleotides. Its product is annotated as 40S ribosomal protein S27-like. The transcript has a single exon. The coding region runs from base 1 to 249 and encodes 82 amino acids. Lineage: Eukaryota; Metazoa; Chordata; Mammalia; Rodentia; Muridae. Gene Ontology annotation, biological process: ribosomal small subunit assembly; translation. Gene Ontology annotation, cellular component: ribosome; cytosolic small ribosomal subunit. The record is from RefSeq and is a predicted model, not a curated record. Gene Ontology annotation, molecular function: RNA binding; structural constituent of ribosome.
AUGCCUCUCUCAAAGGAUCUCCUUUAUCCCACUCCAGAAAAGAGGUGGAAACACAAGAAAAAAUGCCCAGUACAGAGUCCCAACUCCUACUUUAUGGUUGUGAAAUGCCCAGGAUGCUAUAAAAUCACCACAGUUUUUAGCCAUGCACAAAUGAGAGUCUUGUGUGUUGGCUGCUCACUGUUCUGUCAGCCUACAGGCAGAAUAGCAAGGCUGACAGAAGGAUGCUCCUUCAGGACGAAGCAGCACUGA